CUUCCGGCGGAAGGCGGAAGUGAAGCGGCCGCGGGCGGCGAUGGCGGCGGGGCCGGGCCGGGCUUCCCCGGGAACGGGCGGGGAUUCCCCGGGGGUGCCCUGGAAUCCCACGGGAACGGCCCGGAGUCCGCUGGGGAUGCUCCGCGCGCUGCUCCUGGCCGCGCUGGCGGCGGGCUGCUGCCGGGGGAACUCGGUGCACAGGAAGAUUUACAUCGCCCUGAACCACACGGCGCCCUGCGUGCGCCUGCUCAACGCCACGCACCAGAUCGGCUGCCAGUCCUCGCUGAGCGGGGACACGGGCGUGAUCCACGUGGUGGAGAAGGAGCAGGACCUGGAGUGGGCCCUGUCCAAGGGCCCCAACCCGCCCUACAUGGUCCUGCUGGACGGGAGCCUCUUCUCCAGGGAGAUUUUGAUGCAGCUGAAGGGAAACUCCCGGAUUUCGGGCCUGGCCGUGGCCGCUGCCUCUCCCGCCCCUCCGCAGGGAUUUUCCCCGGGGUUGAAGUGUCCCAACGAUGGAUUUGGCGUUUACUCCGACUCCUACGGGCCGCAGUUCGCGCACUGCAACGGCUCCGAGUGGAACCCGGGCGGCUCGGGGCUCUGCUACGAGGAUUUCCCCUUCCCCAUCUUCCUGCUGCAGGACGCCAACGAGACCCGGCUCAUCAAAGAGUGCUUCCGAGCCCACAACGUGCCCGAGGCGCCGGGCGCGGCGCCGCGCUUCCCGCUGUGCGCCAUGCAGCUGCUGGCACACAUGCACGCCGCCGCCAGCACCGUCACCUGCAUGCGCCGCAGCUCGCUGCAGAGCGCCUUCAGCAUCAACCCAGAGAUCGUGUGUGACCCCCUGCUGGAUUACAACGUCUGGAGCUCGCUGCAGCCCAUCAACGCCUCGGGGCGGCUGCAGCCCGGCCAGGAGGUGAUCCUGGCGGCCACGAGGGUGGACAGCCACUCGUUUUUCUGGAACGUGGCCCCGGGCGCCGAGGCGGCCGUCGGCUCCUUCGUGGCGCUGCUGGCGGCUGCGCAGGCCCUGCAGGCGGCCCCGGGCUCCCAGAGCCUCCCCAGGAACGUGCUCUUCGUCUUCUUCCAGGGGGAGGCCUUUGAUUACAUCGGCAGCUCCCGCCUGGUGUUCGACAUGGAGCAGGACAAGUUCCCGCUGCGCCUGGAAAACAUCGGCGCCUUCCUGGAGCUGGGACAGGUGUCCCUGCGGAACGACUCCGUGCUCUGGAUGCACACGGAUCCCGUCUCCCGCCGGAACCAGUCCGUGGAUUCCCAGGUGCGGAUUCUCCUGGAGAAGCUCCACAACUUCAGCUCCAGCUCCAACGUUUCCCUGCGGGAGCCGGGCGUGUCCCAGCCCCUCCCCCCCUCGUCAUUCCAGAGGUUCCUGAGAUCCCGGAGCAUCCCGGGGGUGGUGCUGAGCGACCACCGCGGCGCCUUCCGCAACAGGUACUUCCAGAGCAUCUACGACACGGCCGAGAGCAUCGGGAUGCGCUAUCCCGAGGGGCUGAGCCCCGAGGAGCGGCUGGAGUUCGUCACCGACACCGCCCAGGCCCUGGCCGAGGUGGCCACGCUGCUGGCCCGGGCGCUGUUCUCCCUGGCCGGGGGAGCCGCCGGCGCCGAGAGCAUCCGGGCGGAUCCCAGAACGGUCACUCGGCUGCUCUACGGGUUCCUGCUCAACUCCAACAACUCCUGGUUCCAGUCGCUGAUCAAACCCGACCAGAAGGGAAUCCUGGGCCCGUUCCCGCAGCACUACGUGGCCGUCUCCAGCCCCACCAACACCACGCAGCUGCUGCAGGCCGUGCUGGGCAACCUGACCGGGAGCCGCGUCAGCCUGAGCCGCGAGCAGUGCCAGAGCCCCGGCAAGGAGCCCGGAACGCUGCCCGAGCUCUACGAGUACUGGUGGGUGCAGGGCUCCCCGGCUCCCAACUCCUCGGCGCGCGUCCCCGGCUGCGUGCGCUCCGGCGUCCGUCUGUCCCCCGCGCUGUCCCCCGCCUUCGAGCUGCGCCGCUGGGAUUCCCGGGAAUUCUCCACCUGGACCGAGAGCCGCUGGAAGGACAUCCGGGCGCGCAUCUUCCUGGUGGCCAGCAGGGAGCUGGAGCUGCUGACGCUGGCGCUGGGGGUGCUGGUGCUGCUCGUGUCCCUGCUCCUCACCUUCCUGGUCAGCUCCAAGGCCUCGCUGCUCUUCGGGGCCGCGCCCGGCGCCUCGGGAUACUGAGAUCCCGGGAGAGCUCCCGGAGAAACCCCGGGAAUGCCGGCAGGGAAUCGCCCCGGAGCCGGGAACGCAGGGGGGCGCUCCCGGGAAACCCCAGAAUUCCGGGUGGGAUCGGUGCCCUGGGGGGAAUUCCCCGAAUUUCAGGUGGGAUCGGUGCCCUGGGGGGGGAAAUUCCUGGAAUUCCAAGUGGGAUCCGCUAUCCAGGGGGGAGAAUUCCCGGAAUUCCAGGUGGGAUUGAUGCCCUGGGUGGGAAAUUCCCGGAAUUCCCAAAUUUCCAGGUGGGAUUGGUGCGCUGAGUGAAAAAUUCCCAGAAUUUUGGGUGGGAUCGGUGCCCUGGGGGGGAAAAUUCCCGGAAUUUCAGGUGAGAUUGAUGCCCUGUGAGGGGAAAAAUUCCCCAAAUUCCCGUUUGGAUCUGAUGCCCUGAGUGGAAAAUUCCCAGAAUUCCCGCUUGGAUCCCGGGAGCUUUUCCCAAAAUCCCGCUGGAGGAAGGAUAAAGGGGGAUUUUUGGGAAUUGUGAGAAAUUCGAGGGGGAUCUGGGAAUGUCCCGAUGGGAAAAUUCCCUUUUUUCCCUGGGAUUUGUAAAUAUUGGAAAUAAAUCAAUGGAAUUCCCAA
This is a messenger RNA of Motacilla alba alba, 2815 nucleotides long. RefSeq names its product nicastrin (gene NCSTN). Gene Ontology annotation, biological process: protein processing; Notch receptor processing. Gene Ontology annotation, cellular component: membrane. The record is from RefSeq and is a predicted model, not a curated record. The coding region runs from base 41 to 2206 and encodes 721 amino acids. The transcript is spliced from 17 exons. NCBI's taxonomy places the organism in Eukaryota, Metazoa, Chordata, Aves, Passeriformes, Motacillidae.